This is a messenger RNA of Necator americanus (New World hookworm), 369 nucleotides long. RefSeq lists its product as uncharacterized. The record is from RefSeq and is a predicted model, not a curated record. The coding region runs from base 1 to 369 and encodes 122 amino acids. The transcript has a single exon. Lineage: Eukaryota; Metazoa; Nematoda; Chromadorea; Rhabditida; Ancylostomatidae.
AUGAUGGCAGGACUGCGAAGCAGACAUGCUUCAUCAACACCGAGAGAUCCACUAUUUGACUCAAUUGAGAUGCAACUUGACUUCGAACCGCGAAAAAAAACGAACUUCACCGGCUUGCGCAAACUGAACUGCGAUGGCACGAGUUUCUUCCCCGUGUCCUCUUCACGCCCGUUCAGCUAUGACAGUGCAAAUAUUUUCGAAGGCUCGCAUUUCGUGCAGCCGAUUGAAAUGCAGCGGAAGAGCAGAUGCUUAUGUCGUGUGGAUACGGUAGUGGGUGUUGUCCGUGAAAACAUACAGGAGAGCACAUUUUCUGAACUCGAGUGUUCUGCUGUGUACAUAGAAUGCCAUCCAUCCAAAAGUGCAAGGUAG